Messenger RNA from Venustampulla echinocandica, 1956 nucleotides. RefSeq lists its product as uncharacterized. Gene Ontology annotation, biological process: protein phosphorylation. Gene Ontology annotation, molecular function: ATP binding; protein kinase activity. The transcript has 2 exons. Lineage: Eukaryota; Fungi; Ascomycota; Leotiomycetes; Helotiales; Pleuroascaceae. Bases 1 to 1956 code for a protein of 651 amino acids. The record is from RefSeq and is a predicted model, not a curated record.
AUGGUAGACCCACUCUCCGUUCUUGGAGCCGCGGUUGGCGUCACAUCCCUUAUUAUACAGCUUACGGAUGAAUGUGUUAAAGGCUAUAAACUCUACCAUGAAGCAGUUAACCUACCCGAAACCCAUCGCUACCUUCUCGUGCGCCUUCACAUCGAACAACAGCGUUUUCUUAACUUCGCAUUAGAGGCCAGCCUUUUAAAUAUAGAUGGAGCAGUCUGCAGCACACUUCAAGUCAACAGGUCCUUGCUUUUAGCUAUUCUUGCAGAGAUUAAGUUGCUAUUCGAAAGUUUUGCAGCGGCAAAUGGCAAAUAUGAGAAGGAGGUGGCCUCUAGUCCAGUCAAUUGGGCCGACCACUCGUACCCUGAACUCGACCUGAUGAGCCUCCUCUGCAUUGCAACGAGCGACUAUACACAACUAGAGAGGGAAAACUUGGUUAACAAGAGAGCAGAGGCUGUAAAGCGUCUUCGCGGAUUGGGGAAGAGCAUCGCGCAGACAGCCCGGAAUUUGCGGACUAUUGUGGUGGAGCCAAAACGUCUCGUUUGGGCAGCUGUGGACAAAGUUGCCUUUGAACAGCUCAUUUCGAAACUGGAUGGUUUGAACAUAUUCCUUGUAUCGCUAUUGGACAGCUCGCAACUCCGGAGAUUGCAGGACUCAAUGAGUACGGCGUAUUUGGAGAUCCUACAGCUUCGUAACGACAUCGGGGACCUCACAACUCUUGUUAAGGCGCUCGCUCCGGCAGCAGAAACUGAGCUUAAUAUCCAUGCCGGAACUCUCAACGUUGAGAGCAAUGCAUUGUCCCAGGCAGUUGCAGAGCAAACGGCGAUACAGAAGAAGAAGGAGAGCUAUCUAAGACACCUUGCAAAUAUUAAGAUUCAGUUCACCAAAAUCAAUAAUCUGAGUAACAGCACCCUUGCUACUUCAGACCAUAGCAAGCUCAUCGAUAGCCCACUAUCACUGGGCGACUUUGACUUUGCUGAAGUGGCAUCUGAGGCCGGAAUUCUUCAGCGCCGGACGCGGACUACUUACCGGGGUAGGAGAGUUUGGAUUGAGUGGAAAGAAAUUCCAGCCACUGGUCCUAUCGCCGUUAAUGAGCAAGUAGAGUGGCGGAUUGGACUGCUAACGGAUCUCCUUCGCUCGGCGAAACCAGAAGGCUUCAGAGCGGCACGGUGUUUAGGGUAUAUUAAGAUGCUAUACACGGAUGAUGCGACCCUGUUUGGUAUUGUAUUUGAAGAGCCGUUGGUCUAUAGUGCAGAGUCCAAGAUCGCCACCCUUCGAGACUUGCUUGAACGACAACCGCAUCCAUCGCUCAGUGCGCGCCUGGCGUUGUGUGCCGUGUUAGCUCGCUGUGUUCACAGCCUCCAUGCAGUCAACUGGCUGCACAAAGGCCUACGGCCGGAUAAUGUUGUAUUCUUCUCCUCGUCCGAAUUACCAAGUCUCGACGAGCCAUUCUUGUCCGGCUUCGAGCUGUCCCGGCCUAGUAUCAUGGAUCAAUUGACAGAGAAGCCGGGAUUUGACCCAGUCAAGGACAUCUAUCGCCAUCCGAAUGCGCAAUCAAGUCAAGCGGACGGAAACUAUCGGAAGUCAUAUGACAUCUACAGUCUAGGUGUCUUGAUGAUUGAAGUCGCUUUGUGGAAGCGAAUUGAGGAUGUAGUACCUUUGGAGGAUCUAGCAAAGACCAAGCCAUCUGCGCUUCGAGAAAUACAGCCUUGGCUGCUAGGUAUGCCGUUGAGCACAAGCUUUCCAUUGAAAAAUACGGAGUCUGGGUCUUGCCUACAGCAAGUUUCCUUUGCGUGCGGCGAUUCGUUCCAUGGUAUCGUUGAUCAGUGCCUUAGAAUGGAUACUGUAGAGAGUCCUGAAUAUUACGGGGAGAAAGAAGCAGCGAUUGCUUUGAGAGUGCAGAGAGCGACAGAACAGGAUAUCGUGAAGAAGUUGGAUCGUAUUGCUAGUUUAGUGUAG